Messenger RNA from Pyricularia pennisetigena, 1065 nucleotides. RefSeq lists its product as uncharacterized. The record is from RefSeq and is a predicted model, not a curated record. NCBI's taxonomy places the organism in Eukaryota, Fungi, Ascomycota, Sordariomycetes, Magnaporthales, Pyriculariaceae. Gene Ontology annotation, molecular function: catalytic activity. The transcript has a single exon. Gene Ontology annotation, biological process: nucleoside metabolic process. Bases 1 to 1065 code for a protein of 354 amino acids.
AUGGCGCUGCGUCAAGAUUACACGGUUGCCGUUAUCUGCGCAAUCGGCUUCGAGAUGAGCGCCGUUCGCUACAUGCUUGAUAAGGAACACCCGCGCCUGCCUAGGAAAGACGAGGGCGAUUCCAACAUGUACACGCUCGGCGAACUCAGUGGUCACAACGUAGUUCUUGCCUGCCUUCCUGGGAUCCAAGGCAAGGGGGCCGCCGCCGUUGUCGCGACGAACAUGGCCCGCUCCUUCCCUUCUAUCAAAUGGCGCUUCCUCGUUGGCAUCGGAGGAGGCGUCCCGAGCAGCAAGCAUGAAAUUCACCUCGGUGAUGUGGCUGUCAGCAUGCCGGAGGGGCCUUAUGGUGGCGUCGUUCAGUACGAUUUGGGGAAAGAUGGACAUGACGGCUUCCGGUUGAAGGGUUUCUUGUCGGCACCACCGUCGCUGUUGAGAAACGCCGUCGAGAUGAUGCGGUCCGAUCAUCUCGUCCAAGAGAACAAGAUUGAGGAGCACGUGUCGAUGAUGUUGAAGAAAAGCCCUCGCCUUAGUGUCUACGCCAGACCGGACGCGCAUACCGACCUACUUUUUGAAGCGACCUACGCCCAUGCUUCCACUUCUUCAACCUGUGACGGAUGCGACAAAAACAAAGCCGUUUCGAGGCCGCCCCGCGAAGGUCCUGAAAUCCAUUACGGCUUGAUUGCAUCAGGCGACAGCGUCAUGAGGAGUGUGACGAAGCGGAACCAAAAGGUCCAUGACCUAGGCGACAUUCUCUGCUUUGAGAUGGAAGCCGCCGGGCUGAUGACUGAGUACUCGGGGAUUGUGAUACGGGGAAUAUCGGACUAUGCCGACUCGCACAAGAGUGACGCUUGGCAGCACUACGCGGCAGCAACCGCAGCCGCAUCUCUCAAAGAGCUACUGUCAUACGUCGAUCCCGAAGCUAGCUCUAAGACUAGUGACGCGGACCAAGAUUCAUCGGCUCUGGCAGAAGCGCAUAUUCAGCCAGGAGCGGCUUCGAGCUUCCAUGGUCGCGGAGUACAAAACAUGGGCUCCAUUUCUGUUGGAAGGGAUUUUCAAAUCUCCUAG